CUUGAAUUUGCACACGGCACGACGACAUUGUCUUUUGUGUUUCAGGGAGGGAUUGUCGCAGCCGUCGAUUCUCGCGCAAGUCUGGGGAGUUUUGUAGGGUCGAAAACCACUCAAAAGGUCUUGCCCAUUAAUUCGCAUAUGUUGGGCACUAUGGCUGGUGGUGCUGCCGAUUGCUCCUUCUGGAUUCGGAAGUUGCAGGGUGAGGCCGCCAUGCACGUACUGACGCUGGACGGACGCCGAAUGUCGGUGGCUCGGGCAUCACGGCUUUUGUCCAAUGCCUUGUAUGACAAUCGAAAAUUGGGCCUCUCUGUCGGGACUAUGGUUAUGGGCUUUGACGACACAGAAACAAAAUCUAGUCGAGCACGAAUAUUUUACGUUGACAACUCCGGCACACGCAUUGAAGGAGACGUCUUUGCAGUAGGUUCUGGAAGUACUUUUGCCCUGGGUAUUUUGGAUACAGAGAAGCGUCAUGAUCUAACGGUGGACGAGGCCGUGGCGUUGGGUCUGAAGGCGAUUCGACACGCAACAUUUCGGGAUGCCUAUUCGGGAGGAUUCAUUAACGUAUAUUUGAUAACUCACGAGCAUGGUUGG
Molecule: messenger RNA, 591 nt
Organism: Phaeodactylum tricornutum CCAP 1055/1
Lineage: Eukaryota; Bacillariophyta; Bacillariophyceae; Surirellales; Neidiaceae
Exons: 1
Cellular component (GO): proteasome core complex
Molecular function (GO): threonine-type endopeptidase activity
Source: RefSeq, a predicted model, not a curated record